CCACCGGUCCCGGGCGAGGCGGGCUCGGCUCUUCCGGGCGCGCUCAGUGCGGACGCGGCGUGGAUGGAGGCGGCGGCGAUGCCGAGCUGCUGGGGCGCGGUGCUGGGCGCCGCCGUGUCCGUGCCCCUCCUGAUGCUGGCGGCAGCGCCCUACGUCAGGCGGUACGUGGCCGGAGGGCGGUGCAGGUCCGCGGCCAGGCUGGACGGGAAGGUGGCGGUGAUCACGGGCGCCAACACCGGCAUCGGGAAAGAGACCGCCAGGGAGCUCGCCCGGAGAGGCGCGAGGGUGAUUGUUGCCUGCAGAGACGUAGCGAAGGCAGAAGCUGCAGCACGUGAAAUCCGAGCUGAGACAGACAAUCAGGAAGUCAUUGUGAAAAAGUUGGACUUGGCCGAUACCAAGUCCAUCCGGGAGUUUGCUAACAGCUUUCUAGCAGAAGAGAAGGAACUCCAUAUCCUCAUUAAUAAUGCUGGGGUAAUGUUAUGCCCUUACUCCAAGACAGCCGAUGGCUUUGAGAUGCACCUGGGAGUCAAUCAUCUUGGUCAUUUUCUUUUAACCUUCUUGUUACUGGAACGUCUGAAGCAGUCAGCACCAUCCCGCAUUGUGAACGUGUCCUCACUGGCUCAUCACGGAGGCCGAAUCCGCUUCCAUGACCUCAAUGGUGAGAAGAGCUACAAUCGUGGCCUCGCCUACUGUCACAGCAAGUUGGCCAAUGUCCUUUUCACCCGAGAGCUGGCAAGGCGGCUGCAAGGUACAAAAGUCACAGCAAACUCUCUCCAUCCUGGCUCUGUCCAUUCUGAGCUGGUCCGGCACUCAUUUGUAAUGACGUGGCUGUGGAGGAUAUUCUCAUUCUUCUUGAAGACUCCAUGGGAAGGAGCUCAGACCAGUGUGUACUGUGCAGUAGCAGAGGAGCUAGAAUCUGUGACAGGACAAUAUUUCAGUGAUUGCCAGCCAGCAUAUGUAUCUCCAUGGGGUCGGGAUGAUGAGACAGCAAAGAAGCUCUGGAACGUGAGCUGUGAGCUCCUCGGCAUCCAGUGGGACUGAGCAGCGCAGCCAUUUGUGUGUACCUGGCUGAGCCCAGUGAUGCUACUCUUGGGAAGAGCACUGCUGCCAAGAACACUGGUACUUCAGCUGCCCUUGUGAUGGUUCUGUGGAUGCAGUCCAGUACGAGCUUCUGGAAUGUUACUCUUAAGGAUUGAGAUUAGAAAGCAAAGCAUCCGUUUUGUAGCUGGAGAUUAGAACACCAAUACUGUGAGCAACCUUUGGUAACUCACAACAGCUAGAGGCUGUUGUCCUGUGGCUUUAGAAUAGAAAUGGAGGUUAUCAUCUUAGCUUUAGAUCACCUGUAUUGGAAGUUGCUUUUUGCUUUAGUCUCUCUUUCCAUACCAGUAAUAGUAAAAAGUUAGUACACUAACUAGCUUUACAAGGUCAUUUUUUGUUCCUAAUAUUUGACAUGGCAGAGUACAAGUAUUCAUGUUUCUGGCAAUUAUGUGUAAUAUAAAUGCUCACAAACACACAAAAACAACUGCUGGCCUAACUAGGAUCAAGCAUUUUCCAUGUUCUCUAAACACCUCUAGCCUGUGAAGUAAGGUGGUUCAUCUUUUGGGAACACAGCUGUCAAUGCAGCUGGCUGGAAGGUUAAAACCUGCAGGAAUGAUGAAAUUGGGCAAUAGCUAGUUAUUUUAUUCAAAACAGUUAACAAUCUGUGCUGUGAAACACUAAAAAAGAUGGUAUAAAACUUGACCUAAUAAAAUUUAAGCUGUACUUAAGUGAUUUACAAACCUGGAAAAAAGAUUUAAUUAAAAAGAAAAUUAACUGCACUGAAAAACAACAAUUAAUUUCCACUGAGGCUUUAGCAUUGAAUUUGCUUUGACAGCAAACUACCUUGAGCUAAAUAGCUGAAGCAGGGGCCAGUGCUAUCCUGAUAUUAUGGUCAGUUUAGUCACAGGACAGAAAAAGAAAACAAAUCCGAGCAGUUAUGGGCCAUGGCUCCCAGCCUGACCUCACUGUACCAUACAGCCUGCACAGUCAAAAGGCAGUUCAGUCAAUCCACGUCCUCAUGAGCUUACUCCCUUGGAGCUCUAGUGAAAAUUGAUAUGAUGGGACGCAUAAUCCAAGAUUAUUUCUGAAAAAGUUUUUUUUACCUGCUUAACUCAACAAGUGCCAUAGUUCACAGGAUUAUCUUUUUCUGGAAAAAAAAAUCCAGAAGUAUUUAGACCCAUGUCCGAACAUUCCUCUGACCAACUGCCAGUGUUGGGAAGCAAAUACUCACGUUAUGAUUAAUGAUGUCUGGAAGCUAUCCACGUACAUCAGUCCCACACUACCUCUGAUCAAUACUAAAUAAAGCCAUUUCCUUUUUACAGCAAUUUUCUGAAGACAAUUUCUUCAGAAACGAUGCAAUUCAUUUGUUUUGCUGAUAUUUGCACUGCCUUACUAAUGUAAAAAAAAAAAAAAAAUUAGCUUAUAUUCUGAAGUCCCUUUCUGUUUCUCCCUGUGCUUGACCUUUUUUCCUCCCUCAACAACACUGUAGCAGUAGAUUGUUUACAUACCAUGCAGGCUCUGAUCAAAGGGGCUUUCAGGAACAACAGUAACCAUUAAAAAAAAGCAGAAAGCAUCUCUAGGCCAUAUUUUCCCCUUCUAGGUCAGUGUUUUUCUCAAACAAAUGAAUCAGAUCCUAGAGUCACUAGGAGACCUAACUACAUAUUACUGUAGAGGGAUGUCUCCUCCUCUCUGACCUUGGCUAAGUCAUUUAUACCUUAUAGGUUGAUCUGUAAAAUGAGAGCUUAAGCUCAUUUAGCUGCCUUAAAGGGAGUAUUGUAAGGGAGAGUUGCAUUAACUUGCAAAGCUGCCUGAAGAGAAUUACUGGUCUGCCAGAGUACAUGUAUAAGCCGAGCUAGCUACCGAGGUGACCUCUGAAGAGGUGAUGAUAGCACAGUUGCUCUUAAGUAUUCAGAACAUUAUAGCAAAGGCACAUUUUGGUAUGACAGCAAUUCUUCCCCUUGUAGUUCAUCUGGUGAGCAUAGUCACAUUAAAAAAAAACACAGAUCUAGAACAAAAGACUUGGCUAAAAAUGCUGAGGUGAAAAGCAAACAAGAUAUAUUGAAACUUUCAGUCAUAAUACUUUAUUCUCCUUUCCAUCCCCCCAUUGUAAACAGCCCACGGUCAUUUCUAUAGAAAGUUUUCAAACUGGCAGUACUCAAUCCAUUUCUGAAGGUCAAAAAAUUCAAACCAUUGAUAAUUGCACUAUUCAUGACAAAAGGCAGUUGGUCAGGAUCAAAAUUCCAGUUCUGCUGGUAAGAGAAACAUUCCCUACAAUUCCAGGUUAAGAACGUCAAAUUACAACAAACACUAUAAAGUGCAUAAAGUACAGUGCAAAGAAGUCGAGAGGAAAGGCAGGUACAGAACUGACUGGUCUGCAUGACAAACUCUGCUCUCUGUGCUCUAUACAGCUGUAAGGAACUGGAGCAGAACAGUGUUACAGCAAAGCAUAACUGGAUACCCAUGAACAGUAGAACCUCCCCCCAUAGUUAGAGAGCUAGAAGUCAUCAAAUAGAUGGAUAGUGUCACGUUUUAGGAUUAGCCUAACAGCUCUAAGCUGAUGGCAAGCUAGGUCAGUCUGGCCAGGAAAACAAAAGCAGCUUUCAUUGGUACUGCUCACUAAUGAGAUCGUGCAAAUCUGUGAUUGGGAGAUUCUAACAUCUAAAUGUGGUCAUUUCUGACGACUUAGCUUAGAGACAUUUCUAGCCCUGCUCUAGUGAAUAGUGUGCCUCUGGGAGAGAUGGUGGUAGCAGUGGAGCACCCAGAGGGGAUGGAGCAAGUCCUUCCCAAUGCUAUCAAAGUCUGUUCUGUCACUGCACCGAGUCUGGGGACAUUACAAAACCCAUACUUGACAGUCGCAGCUAUUCUAUGUACUAAAACUAUUUGCAGAAGCUGUUCUGUUUCUUCAAAAGUCAGUCAAAUGUUAAACAGUUAACAACAAAAGUGAACUAGUUUUCCCAUCUCGUGCUGAAGUAAAAAUCAACUGCAAACAAA
This is a messenger RNA of Phasianus colchicus (ring-necked pheasant), 4029 nucleotides long. Its product is annotated as retinol dehydrogenase 12-like. The record is from RefSeq and is a predicted model, not a curated record. NCBI's taxonomy places the organism in Eukaryota, Metazoa, Chordata, Aves, Galliformes, Phasianidae.